Molecule: messenger RNA, 2181 nt
Organism: Macadamia integrifolia
Lineage: Eukaryota; Viridiplantae; Streptophyta; Magnoliopsida; Proteales; Proteaceae
Product: protein NRT1/ PTR FAMILY 4.6-like
Exons: 5
Coding region: 140-1879 (579 amino acids)
Biological process (GO): transmembrane transport
Cellular component (GO): membrane
Molecular function (GO): transmembrane transporter activity
Source: RefSeq, a predicted model, not a curated record
CUCCUUUCCACUUUACCACUCUCUCAAAUCCUUUAAAUUUGGCACCAUCCCUCAUCACUAGCUAACUUGUUCUUCGAAUCCCAAUUGUUGAUUAGAUUUAAAUCUUCUUCCCAAGCAGUCGAUCCAAAGAACUUAAGAGAUGGAAGAAGGACAACAGUUAGAGAGAUGGGAAGGCUAUGUAGACUGGAGGAACAGACCAGCUUUGAGAGGCCACCAUGGGGGCAUGCUUGCUGCCUCCUUCGUUUUAGUGGUGGUGGUAUUGGAGAACCUGGCAUACCUAGCCAAUGCAAGCAACCUGGUCCUGUACUUCUCCAUGUUCAUGCACUUAUCACCCUCCCUAUCAGCCAACAUGGUGACCAAUUUCAUGGGGACUGCCUUCCUCCUAGCUCUUCUUGGGGGCUUCCUGGCUGAUGCUUUCUUCACUACUUGUCACAUCUAUUUGAUAAGUGCAGUUAUUGAGUUCCUGGGGCUGAUAAUACUCACAGUGCAAGCUCGCACACCGUCUCUGAUGCCACCAACCUGCGACACGGCCAACCGGAACAUUCCAUGCCAACAAGUAUCGGGUGGCAAGUCAGCCAUGUUGUUUGUGGGGCUUUACCUGGUGGCACUGGGCGUUGGAGGAAUUAAAGGGUCGCUAACUACACACGGUGCUGAGCAAUUUGAUGAGGCCACCCCACAGGGACGGAACCAGAGAUCCACAUUCUUCAAUUACUUCGUCUUCUGCCUCUCCUGCGGUGCUCUCAUUGCCGUUACUUUUGUCGUCUGGAUUGAAGACAACAAAGGCUGGGUAUGGGGUUUUGGGGUCUCCACGAUUGCCAUAUUCCUCUCCAUUCCUGUCUUCCUCUUUGGUUCAACCACUUAUCGCAACAAGAUCCCUACUAGAAGUCCUCUUACAACCAUAUUCAAGGUCUUGAUUGCAGCAAUGUGCAAUGGUAGAUGCUUUACAAAGAGCCCAAGCAAUGCCAUCACAAGCAUGGUGACAAGCCCUCCCUACACAACCGAAGCUGAUGAGUUGAAAGAGGAGACUGAUGAGAAAGUUAGAACUCAGACCCCAACCCAGACCCUCAAGUUCCUUAACAAAGCUGUUAAAAGCAAUCCUGUCCACCCAGCACUAGAAUGCACCGUGGAGGAUGUUGAAGCUGUCAAAAUAGUAAUCCAUGUUCUCCCAAUUUUUGCUUGCACCAUCAUGCUUAACUGCUGCCUUGCACAGCUCUCUACCUUUUCUGUCCAACAAGCAGCCACCAUGAACACCAAGCUUGGCUCCAUGAAGAUCCCUCCAGCUUCGCUCCCAGUCUUCCCUGUCCUCUUUAUCAUGAUCCUCGCACCUAUUUAUGACCAAAUCAUCAUUCCAUUCGCAAGGAGAAUAACAAAAACAGAGACGGGGAUAUCUCAUCUGCAACGGAUCGGUAUAGGGCUGAUUCUCUCUAUUGUGGCAAUGGUGGUGGCAGCUUUGGUGGAGAUCAUGCGGAAGCGGGUUGCUACCCACUUGGAGCUGAUUGGCUCUGAAGAACCUUUACCCCUUACAUUAUUUUGGAUUGCCCUGCAAUACUUGUUCCUUGGGUCUGCAGAUCUGUUCACAUUGGCCGGUCUGCUGGAAUUCUUCUUCACCGAGGCACCUUCAAGCAUGAGAUCCUUGGCAACAGCCCUUUCCUGGGCAUCGUUGGCCAUGGGUUACUACCUCAGUUCAGUGCUGGUAUCGAUAGUCAAUGGUGUCACUGGUACCUCGCAUCACAAACCAUGGCUACAAGGUACCAACUUGAAUCAUUACCACCUUGAUUGGUUCUACUGGACGUUGUCCGUGCUAAGUGGACUGAAUUUCUUGCACUAUCUCUUCUGGGCCAACCGCUACAAGUAUGGAUCAACAAAAGCUGGUAACUAGGAGAUUUGGAGAUGUACAAGAUGAGAUGUAGAGCAGCAACUUCAUAGGUGGCCUCUUGUCCAUGUUAACCUCCUCAUCUGCAGUAAAUAUGCUUGAUGAUGCAUCGGGAUCUUCCUUGGCUCUGCCAUUAAGAGAACAAAUAACCAUCCCGGUUUAUUAUUUCUGAAAUAGUUACACAAGUUAGGCACCCUUACCUUGUAUUGUAGGCUAUAUCCUCGAACAAAUCUUGUUUGAGAACAGUUCCUUUUGUUUUGUCAAAAAUUCCAGUAUUUAAUGAUGGUUCAUGGGAAUUAUUCUUGUCA